GAAGUAAGAUUUGGAUAUGUUCUGUGAAAGGCAGUUAUAGACAACAACUUUCUACCCAAUUUUCGCUCAAUAGCUUUAGCGCUCUAAUCAUGUUAAAAACAGCGAAUUUGUAUGUCUUCUAAUAACGUUUUUACAGUUUUCCCUAAAUUUAUGAGGAAGUCUAGUACUGUCACCUUUUUGUGGGUAAUUUUUCUAGAUAGGAUUUAAACAAGGCUUGUGUAGAUGUUGUGGAAGUUUCUUUUUCAUUGAAGACUACUACAUGAAUUUUGGCUCUUUCCGUUCGGCAAUAGUCAUGACGCACGUCCAUUCUUCAACGUCUGAUUGAACCCUUAGAUUCCAACCAAUAACUUUUAUUAUUAGAUUUAUAUAUAAGGUUAAUAGUAUGUAUAAUAUUUCUAUUCAUUUUAGUAUAAUAAUUAAAAACUUGAUACGUAAUCGUGUUACGCAAAAUAUGAUAAUUAGAAAUUGAUUGAUAAGACCAGAAAAUUUCGAUAAUUACAUGUGUAAGUUCAAACUAACGAGAUGAUGAGGAAAACAAUUAUGAGAGCGGUGAAUAAUAAAAAUUUGGAGACAUUAAAAAAAGUUAUUAAUCAGGCAAUUGCCGAAGCUCCUCAAUAUUUGGAAAAGUUGAAAAAAGAACAAAGAAAAAUAGUUUCUGACAAACUAGAACAUUUGAAUAAAUGGUAUAUGAAAAUUAUAGGUUUAGACGAAGUUAAGAUUUAUCAAGAUAGAGUUACAGCUUUGCAGGAGCAACUAUUAACCACUCAAACAAAAAGAAGAGAAAUAAACAGACAAUUAUCUGAAAUAAGACGACAAGCACAAGAUGUGCAAAGUCAGAUUCAACACAUUGAUAGAAAAGAAAAGUUCGAUGUAUAUUGUCAACUAAUAAAGGAUGAAAGAGAGAUAUUAAACUUGGAAUAUUCGGUUAAUGCUACUUUCCAAGAAUAUGAUCAAGCUGAAAGAGAUUUGUUUACAGCAUUUACAAAUUCUGUUAGAGAUUCGCAGGAAAAACAAAGGGCACAAUUAGAAUAUGCUAAAUAUUUAGGUUUAGUAUUAAGUAUAAUUGGCUCGUUUUUAGCUUUUCUUUACACAUUUUUCUGGAGACAAGACCUUAAGACUUAUAUAAAUAAAGAAAUUUCAUCUUUAAAAUUUCAUCAAGGAAUUAGCAUUUCAAAAGAUGUUGAAAUGUAUUUAAAGGAAAUUAAACAGUGGGAAAUUCAAAAUUACAAUGAAAUUUUGAACAGCAGAAAUGAUGUGCACAAUGUGAUACGUUAUUUGAAUUCCAAAGGAGAGAAGCCAAUUCCACUGCCUUCGAUUGAGAAUGAACCUAUUGAAAUGCCAUUAAGAGUAUUGAAAUAUAUUGGAAUAAGCUUUUUGGGUUAUAUAAUAUUUAAAUCCAUUUUUGGAUAAAAAGUUGUGUUCGUUUGUCAAAGGCAUUUUCGUUAGCGACAAAACACUAAAAUAUCUGAACACUUUUGCAGACAUUUGAAUGAACGAAAAUUGUCACCUGUACAGGUCUGCUUGCACUGAACGUCAGUAGCGUAUGGGGACGUCUGAGGAAGCUUCGAAGGAGAAAUCAACGAGCUUUGAGCAUGUCAUUUUAUUUUUUUUAUCGUGUAAAGUGUUUUUAAGUGCUAAAGCGUUCAUUAAGAUUGAGAGGAUAUUUGAAAUUAAGUCUUAUUAAUCGAUGUUGUCUAUUCAGUAUCAUUGUAAUUCGAAAAUUAAAUUUAAUUUUAAGGGUAUUUUAGAAAAAAAAUUUGACCAGGGCCUCGUUUCAGCCUUGGGUUUCCCGUGACCAAUAAUUUCAGUAUACUAAUAAAAAUAGCUUAAUUACCACAUGUAUUUUAAAAAAUUUACACUUAUCGAAAAUAACGUUGAAAUAUAAAAUGGAAUAAUGUUGAUAAACACUUUGUUACUCUUGUUUAAUAUUGUAUAAGUAAUCCAAUCAUUGAAUUCAGAUACUCUAGUGAAUACAGAUGGAUAUCCUGUAGCGCAAUCAAUAGGUCCAAAGGAAACUACUCCGAUUUGAAUAUCAUCAAUUAUAAGCGGUCCUCCACUGUCUCCAGUGCAACUUCCUUUAAUACCCAUCCCAGAGGUGCACAAAUGAGUAUUUUGAAUUACCUAAAAAGGAGUACUUUUUAUAUUAUAUGAUAUUUGACUAACAUCAGAUUUUUUUCCAUUUUCAUAACAAUGUAGCGUGCUGUGAAAGUGUUUAAAACCAAAUAGUAUAUAUUUUCUCAUGGAGAUUCUGAAAAUCAUAUCAGUUAUUUAAUUGAAGGUACAGUUUCCCAGAAAAUGCAAUUUAUUUUCGCGCCUGUCGUAUCCACAACCAGUUAUACGCUUAGCAUAGAUAAAAUUAAGAAUUUAUUUUAUUGUCAUUUAAUUAUUCUAUGAUUUAACGAUUUUGACGCAGUCUUCCGAGCGAUGCCGGAAACUAUUCUUUUUCAACAACCAGUUCUAAACAUUGUGUAUGAUUGGUUGCCUCUCUUUAAGGGUGAGUAAAUGUUCUAUUUUUUGUCGAAAAGUCAUGGUAGUAAUCCAUUGCCGCUAUAGCUAUCUUCAAUAUGGUAAGGACAAACCAGUGUUAAUAUAAUAAUCUUGCUUUCGGAAGGGUAGUUCUAGCUAUUUUAAAACUCAAAAAAUUAAAUACUUACUAGAUUGUAUGCAUCAUUGGUGGAUUUACAUUCAUCGUUCGAUAAAACAAUUACUUCUACUUUUUUUAAAAUAUUAGAAACGCUUGUGGUUUCUGUUGUCCCCCAUCCAAGGAUAAUUGCGGAUAUUCCAUCAUAAGUAUCUGAAUCCGAACUGAUAUUAACCAAAUUCACAUAAUUAUCCAAUGUAGCGCUCUGCGAAAGUUUAAUCAAAGCGAUAUCGUUUUGUAAAGUGGCCGGAUCAAAACCGUCGUUCACAUAAACUUUGUCGCUAUAAUAAACUUGGCGUCCUUCUUCUUGGGUAUUGGAUAUAUCGUGACUUCCCAAAAAAAUAGUUGCAUACAAAAAAUUGCUGUAACAGAAGAAGAAAUUAUUAAAUAACAGAAUAUAUUAACGAUCGUAAUGACAUAAUAACGUACAGAAAUCAAAAUUUUGGGAAAGAAUACAAUUUUUAUUAUAUUUUCCUUUUCGAUAAUGGUUGCCAUCUGUAAAAUUUGGUAGUCGGGACAAGACGCGUGAAAACUUCGAGUUCUUAAUUCAGACAUGUUAAGUGGGUUAUAGUUAUAAAAAAAACAGUUUUUGAUUAAUAUUGAGGCUUCAAAAUUGAAUUUACAUAAUAAUGAUAAAAAUAUCUUUGCUGUCAAAAAUUUACAUCGAAAAUUGGGUUGACAUCCGUCUGGGUUUCUCCGGAUCGCUCACUCUCGAGCCCGCCCGUCUGCGAUUUGCUACGCCGCUCAAACUUAGCAUGGCAACGGUUAGAGGUGUAUAAAUGUUGACCGCCGUUCCUGCCAAUUUUCUUCACGUAUGGAGUGGAGGUAUAUCGGCAACUGACUGAAGUUUUCUUUGAAGAGUGCAUGGCCGCAAAUUGUACAGGGAUUUUGUUGAGGGCUGCACGGAAGAUCGAUGUCAAGAACGGAAUGGAAAAUUGUCGGUUUCGGAUGUGAUUGUCCUAAAGAUUAACAGUGAGCUGCUCAAAAAUCGGAGGGUCACUUAUUAUGAAUUUGUCGAAUGCAUUUCUCAACCUCAUCAUAGCACAAUUGAAAGAACUUUAACAGAAACGUUGAGUUAUUGCAAAACUGACUGACAUAAGGAGCAACGCCUUAACAGUUAGUCUAAUAAUUUGAGAUGGUAGACAACCAGGAGAAGUUGUUGGACAAUAAACUCAGAUUAAUCAAACUUCAGCGGGCAAUCUUGAAUCCUUGGAGGGAACGACUGGCGAAGGGAGAAUGGGAUUUAUAAUUUCAUUGCUGUGUAAUAAUUUUUUCUUACUCGUUUACGCAGUGGGCAGCUGUUAAAAUCCAAUUUUUCUCAAUGAGGGUGCCUCCGCAAAAAGAUUGCUGUUUUGAAGUAGUUGUAUAUAUAGCUGCUUGAUAUGGAUACGAAUGAGGAGGUGAAACAUUUUCUCCGCCCAUUAUUCUGGAUACAGAUUUUGUUUUUACAUCUUUAGGAAACACGAAUACGCCUGUUAGAUUAUUUUUACUAGCUUCUAGCUGAAAAAAAUAUAUGAGUGGAACUAUCCGAUAUUAUUACAUUUUAAAUAACCUAAUCACCAUUAAA
Diorhabda carinulata is the source of this 4208-nucleotide messenger RNA. RefSeq lists its product as uncharacterized. Bases 523 to 1410 code for a protein of 295 amino acids. The transcript is spliced from 5 exons. The record is from RefSeq and is a predicted model, not a curated record. NCBI's taxonomy places the organism in Eukaryota, Metazoa, Arthropoda, Insecta, Coleoptera, Chrysomelidae.